GGCUCACUGGGAAAUUGGUAGUGCUGUGGAUUAUGUUGGGAAGUGUGUAUUGAAAGGAGAAUGAGUGAUUUUCAGCAAUUUUUGCAACCCCUAGUGCUGUUUUGCCGAUGAUUGUAGCGACUGGGAAGAAUAUUAAUGAUCUCGGUGAUUUUGAUGCGUGUAGUCUUCACUCAGAUACAGAUUAUGGACUUUUCUAUCUUAAAGGUGCCCCAAUAUAUCUUGGGUUAUGAGUCCCAUCAAUUUGAAAAAAUGAAGAUCUGCAAAUCGUAGCUGAUGCAUUGACAAAAUUGAUAGAAAAGAUUCCAUCUCCUGUACCAAUACAAGCAGAAGGAGUCAUUCAUUUCCCAAACAAAGAAGUCCCCACUGUCUCAGCUGGCCAUGUCUUCGGAUUCAUCGGCUUCGGCCUCCUCGGUGUUUGCCUCAUUCUUGGUCUCUUUGUUGAGUACACUUCGCUCUUCAGCACUCAACUCACAUUCGGAGAUGACAUGAACGAAUCCCAACAAGACAAAGCCUUGAUCAAGUCAAAGACUCUAUUAGGCAAGACCCUACUUGCAUUCUCACCAGCAAGAAAUCUGAGAAAAAUGUUUUAUACUCCUCAGAGGGAUGAUGACUAUUUAACAGUCUUGAAUGGAGUCAGAGUCAUCAGUAUGUACAUGGUAAUUCUUGGACACACGGGUAGCAUUAUGGUAAGUGCAGGAGUAUCUAAUCCUCAAUCUAACCUUGAUUUGCUAUCAUCCUGGUGGGCUAUCUUGAUCGGAGCAGGAUUUUACUCAGUCGAUACUUUCUUCUUCAUCUCUGCUUUCUUGGCUACCUACUUGAUGAUUGACAAAUUUCAUGGUAAAAAGAUCUUCAAUAUCCCGAUGGUGUACUUUCACAGGCUUCUCAGAGUAAUCCCAACUAUUCUGAUGCUGACAGCUUUCUUGCUGACCUUCUUUGAGUUCAUGGGCUCAGGCCCGUUAUGGAAGCCAUUUGUUGAUCAAGAAUCUGCCAACUGUAGGAAAUCAUGGUGGGUCAACAUAGUUUUCAUGACGUCAUGGUAUAAUUCUCCUAGAUGCUUCGGCCAACUUUGGUACUUGUCAAAUGAGAUGACUUAUUUCCUCCUUGUGCCUUUCAUUGUUCUGGCGUAUCUCAACUCCAAGCUUAUUGGCUACAUUGUCAUAGGGUUCUUUAACCUGAUCUCGGUGAUUCUUCCGUUCGUGUUCUCUCACAUCAGAGGGCACGGGAUCACCAUCCUGAACACGCCUGCUGUAGCAUAUGUAUCUGAGAUCUAUCUUUACCCUUACACCAGAAGUGGAUCUUAUGCAGUAGGCGUGUUGUUCGGAGUGCUGUACUUUGAAUGGAACAAGUCAAGGACAGAUCCUAGAUACAAAUUAACGAUGGGAGCCAGAUUUUAUGACAAGAUUAGAGAGUCAACUAUUGUUUGCUAUACAUGCUUGAUUAUCCCUUCACUAAUAAUGCUUUCCUUUAUCAUACUCCCAAGAGUUGAACUCAGAGACUUAUACAAUAGGCAUAUUAGUCAGAUUCCGAGCGAUUUCUUCAAUGCUUUCCACAGAAGUGGAUUCGUUACUGCUCUGGCGUUUUUCCUAGCUCCGAUGCUAGUAGGAAGAAUGAGCUUUAUCAAAGAUGUAUUUGGAGGCAAACUUUGGGCUCCAUGGGCUAAAGUAACAUUCAUGUCAUUUUUAAUACACCUAAAUAUCCUAGGGUGGUAUUUCUAUCAAUCCAAGGGAGCUCUUUUUCUUGAUGGGCCUGCGAAUAUAUUCUACUCACUUGGAUUUUUCUUGAUCACAGUCAUAAUAUCGGUUCCAUUCUCGAUCUCUCUGGAAUCCCCGAUACUUCAGUUGGAAAGACUAGUUUUAUUCCCUCCAAAAGUAAAGCCACAAGCAGUCUCCUCUCAAAACUAUUUGAUCAAUGAGACUAAAGACUCUCUAAACACCAAAGAAGAAAGUAAGAGUCUAAAAAUUAUGGAUAACUAGGAUUUCAACCGA
This is a messenger RNA of Moneuplotes crassus, 1985 nucleotides long. The record is from the annotation of a GenBank genome assembly. Lineage: Eukaryota; Ciliophora; Spirotrichea; Euplotida; Euplotidae.